AUGGCAGAAAACAAUUCACUGGUUGGUAUUAAGUCCUUGCAGCGGAAAACCAAUAACCAGGUCAUUAUCGUUCAGAUCUUGGUAAUGAUUUUUCUCUGCAUCAACGUGUGGCUCAUUGUAACCUUUUUCAAAAAGGAGUGCUUCUAUACAACUACACGUUACAUCUUAUUUGCUGUUACAUUACUGUCAGAUAGCUUUUUGUUGUUCAUGUCUGAUAUCCUGCUCAUCUUGACCCAUUCUCAUUUUGCCAUUCAGGUGUGGUUGUGUAUCAUUAUCAAUAUUUUUAUAAUUUUGUACUCUGUAGUCACACCAGUUACUUUGAUAGCAAUGACCCUGGAACGCUAUGUGGCCAUUUGUAUGCCCCUGCGUCAUGGAGAGCUCUGCUCCACACGCAGCACUAUGCAUUGUAUCCUCAUCAUUCAUGGCCUCAGCUCUGUACCCUGCAUUGUUAUUCUCUCCACCUUCUUUGCAUCAGCAUCUCUUAGCUUCUACAAGCAAUAUCAGAUAUGUUCAGUGGAGAUUUGUAUAUUUUACAUGUGGCAGCAUCAUCUUAGAUCAGCUUUAUAUCAAUUCCAGUUUUUGAUAAUGUGCAUCAUUGUUAUUUUCUGUUAUGUGAAAAUAAUGAAAGUGGCCAAAGCUGCAUCAGGAGAGGAUAAAAAGUCAACAAAGAAAGGGCUCAGAACAGUGCUUCUUCAUGGUUUUCAGCUGCUGCUUUGUCUUAUCCAGCUGUGGACUCCAUUCAUGGAAGCUGCUGUACUUCAGGUUAAUUUUGAUUUAUUCAUAGAUGUCAGGUACAUUAACUACAUCAUGUUUUAUCUUGCACCAAGAUGUCUGAGUCCUCUCAUUUAUGGACUCAGAGAUGAAGUCUUUUUUCAUGCACUGAAACACUAUGCCUCUUUUGGCUUGUAUAAGAGAAAUAUUAUUUGA
Messenger RNA from Lates calcarifer (barramundi perch), 927 nucleotides. Its product is annotated as odorant receptor 131-2-like. Gene Ontology annotation, biological process: G protein-coupled receptor signaling pathway. Gene Ontology annotation, cellular component: membrane. NCBI's taxonomy places the organism in Eukaryota, Metazoa, Chordata, Actinopteri, Centropomidae. Gene Ontology annotation, molecular function: G protein-coupled receptor activity. The transcript has a single exon. The record is from RefSeq and is a predicted model, not a curated record. Bases 1 to 927 code for a protein of 308 amino acids.